Plenodomus lingam JN3 is the source of this 1902-nucleotide messenger RNA. The record is from RefSeq and is a predicted model, not a curated record. NCBI's taxonomy places the organism in Eukaryota, Fungi, Ascomycota, Dothideomycetes, Pleosporales, Leptosphaeriaceae.
AUGAGCAAUCGUCCACCACCUCUACCACCUCGACCAAACAAUGGCCACACUGCGUCGCAACAGCGCCCUUCACCCAGCAGUGCUAAAGUCCGAAAUCCUACUGCCUCCCGCUUCCAUAGGCCUGCCAGGCCGCCGACAAACAUCCCGGCUUCGCAGGCCAGCGAGUACAUCUACCACGACAAAUGUACAGGCCGUACCGCCAGCUCCAUUUUCUGGUUCAGAAGUAGUGUCGCGCCCAACUUCCUUGUCUGCGCUACUUGCUUCGAGAAUCACAUCCGUUACACGCCCCUAGCUGCGUCGUUCACUGGCAAGCUGGAAACGCUUGCAGAGAAUGGAGUCUGUAUGUUCGAUGAACCCCGCGUUCGGGAUACCCUGUGGCCGCCAAGUAAGCGAACAAACAAUUUAGCUAGAAUUCACGCGUAUAUGAUAGCGCGCAGCAAUUUACCGCGGUGUAGAGGGAUGGCUGGCUUGAACGGUGCCGAGGCUCGAGCGGUCGGUAUGAAAUGGUACACAUUCGGGCAGGAAGCAAUACCCCAUUUCCUUGCCUGUCAAGCAUGUGUAGAAGAACAUGUCGUGGAUACAAGAUUCCAGAAUAUGUUUGUUCCCAAAGCGACAGUGCAGGGUGAUGCGGAUCAAUGGGCCUGCGAUCUCAUCAUGCCGUACGUCCAGCGUCUCGUCAGCUGGGCAUCUCAAUCCGGAGACUGGUCUACCAUGUUGGAAGGCAUUAAACGCCGACUGUCUAUUCUUCCAUGUCCAUCCCAUAGCCCUGCCAAAGCCAAAACUAGGACGUGGCACCGUCCCACAGCCUGGCCGCACGCAUCAGUCUGCGACCAGUGCUAUCUCGAUCAUGUGGCGUUGACAGUCAUCGACGAAGAGUUCAGUCCACAGCCGGUACCUCCCGGCGCAGGCGAGACCGAAUGGACUUGUGACCUGGCAAGUCUAGCAGCUCAAGAGGUCUGCGAUAUAGCAGUGGCCCGCAAAGACACCGCUCUUGUCCACCGAUUCUUCAAUGUCCUCACGACACACCCACCUUGCACGCCCCAUGGUAUCGUUGGAGGCAAGUGGUAUACCUUGAAAGGCGGAUGUCCGAAUUUCGAAAUCUGCGCAAUCUGCUACACUGGAAUCAUCGAAAUAUAUUAUCUGGAUGACGAAUUCGAGUGCCGGACUGGCAUUCAACCAGAAACGAUGUGGGCAUGUGACUUUUGUAUCGGCAUGCCUCGAGCCAUUUCGUAUCUGCAAAAGUUUGCAGAAACGCUCGUGUUGCCACGCUUUGACAUCUUCACCUCGUAUGUUCGUCGCACAGCCCAUAUCACGCCAUGCCAGGGCAAGGCUCGUGUGAGGAACGCGGCAUGGUGGAAACUCAAUGGUACCGAAAACUUCGCUGUUUGCGAAGAUUGCUAUGAGAAUGUGGUUCGUGAUACAAACUGCAGCGACUUGUUUACCAUGGUUGGAGUCGUUGAGGGGGGAGUAUUGUGCUGCUUGUACUCUGCCAACAUGCGGCGACGCUACAAUACUCUCUGUGCUUCCAGUUCACCCAGCACACGCGCUGACUUUGUGGCAUAUGCAAACCAUCGUCAAUCUGUCUACGCACAAACUGUGCCUAUGAUAGAGCGCUAUUAUAACGAAGCACAAAUCAAGCUGUUGCAGCAAAAGAUGCACAAUUCGACCAGCUCGUUCUAUCAGACGCUGGAUAGGAAUGUUGGAAACUCAGUCAUUGAAUUUGGGCCAGUCAGCACGUACAAGACGGUGUGGGAAAGCUCGGCGACAGGGAAUCGAUAUAAUACGGCGUUUGGAAUCGAUGCGGAGAAUUAUGCGGCAAAGGGUAGGGCGGCUGCACAGGGUGUUCAUAAUGACACAGCUCGGAUUAGAAUGCUGGAGAGCGCUUGGAGAGAGGUAGAGUAG